Scylla paramamosain (green mud crab) is the source of this 2959-nucleotide messenger RNA. Its product is annotated as cytochrome P450 3A41-like. Bases 1 to 1494 code for a protein of 497 amino acids. Gene Ontology annotation, molecular function: iron ion binding; heme binding; oxidoreductase activity, acting on paired donors, with incorporation or reduction of molecular oxygen, reduced flavin or flavoprotein as one donor, and incorporation of one atom of oxygen. Lineage: Eukaryota; Metazoa; Arthropoda; Malacostraca; Decapoda; Portunidae. The record is from RefSeq and is a predicted model, not a curated record. The transcript is spliced from 6 exons.
AUGGGCGUGGAGACGUGGGUGUUGCUGGCGACGUUGGCGUUGCUGGCGUGGGCGUACUCCAAGUGGCGCCACAACUACUGGUCCUCGAGGGGAGUGUCCUGUCCACCUGGCUUGCCUUUCAUCGGACACUUCCAUAAGGAAUACUUUGUUGGCAAGAAUGCAUUGGACUUCUAUGUACAGAAUUACAAAAAGUUUCAUAAGUCAAUGAUGUACGGCAUGUACGAUUUCUUCAAGCCCGUGUUGGUGAUAUGUGAUCCAGAAAUGUUGAAAAAUGUUUUAGUUAAGGAUUUUGACCAUUUUGGUGAUCUGAGAGACUUCAAUUUGCGGACCGGCAACGAAAGAGACGAAAUGGUCUCGGAGAUGUUGUCCCUCAAGAACGGCGCGGAGUGGAAGAACCUGCGGGCUGUCAUGACGCCCACCUUCACCUCAGGCAAGAUCAAAAGCAUGUUCCCUCUGGUGUGUGACAAAGCCGAUGCUCUUAUCAAGUUCUCAAUGAAACAGGCCGCACAAAACACGCCCGUGGACAUGAAGGUAAACUUUGGCCGAUUCACAAUGGACACAAUUGCCUCUUGCGCCUUUGGCAUUGAGUGUAACUCUCUUGUGGAAGAAAAUAAUGAAUUUACUCGCUGUGCAGACGUUAUAUUUAACCCGCCACCGCACACAGUCCUCAAAAUCUUGUUCUUUAGAUUCUUACCGAAGCUCUUCAGGCUUUUGAAUUUGAGUAUAAAUCCUCCGGAGAACGACUUUUUCAUCGAUAUGGCCAAGCAGACUAUAGCGCUCAGGGAAGCGGGCCAAAGACGGGGGGACUUUCUGGACCUGCUGUUGGAGGCACGAGGAAAAGCCAGCAACAAGCAAGAAAUGAGUGAUUUGUGCCUGGUGUCCCAGAGCGUGCUGUUCAUCGUUGCCGGGUACCAAACUACGGCCGUCUUGCUGUCCUUCUCCUCCUUCCUGCUAGCCAAGAACAAGGAUCAACAGCAGCGCCUCCGAGACGAAAUGCGGCAAAUGGUGGAAGAGCACGGCGGCAUCACCUACCAAGGCAUCAUGGAGGCCAAGCUGCUCGAGGCCUGCCUUCAAGAGACUCUUCGACUGUAUCCUCCUGCCUUCGUCACGGAACGUUUGUGCACCAAGACCUACACGUUACCCAACAACGGUCUCACCAUCAAGGCUGGAAACCUGGUGCAGGUGCCUAUCUGGAGCCUCCACCACGACCCUCAGUAUUGGCCAGACCCCGAGGCCUUCAUCCCAGAUCGCUUCCUGCCCGAGAACAAGGCUGACAUCAUCCCCUUCACUCACAUGCCCUUCGGAAUGGGUCCAAGGAAUUGCAUAGCCAUGCGAUUUGCUCUCAUGGAAGCCAAGGUGGCGCUGACCAAGCUGCUGCUGCAGGCGGAGCUAGAAUUGGCGCCAGGCCACGAUAAAUUAACCUUGUUGUCAGGUAAUGGCCUGAUAAUUCCUCAGGACGGCGUGAUGCUGGUGCUGAGGCCAGUCAGUGAGUGAACCUGCGCCUCACUGUUCAAAAAUGUUUUCCGCAGACCGUGACCCGUUCUUCCUCACACUUGGGUGAUCGGCCACUCCACACUCUUGACGCUGCGUUUCUCACUUCAGGCGUCAACUCUUGAUGGUGUAGGUAGACAGAGUACCAUAAUAUCAAAUAUGCAAAUGUCCAUAAUUCCUCCUCUUUAACUUGAGUUCAUUGUGUUAUGUCUGUCCUCAUUAAUCCCAAAUUACCAUGCUCCUUUUCACUAACCUGUGUUACCUGUGCUACGUUUCUCAUCAACACAAACUUCCUGCGUUCCUCCUCAAAAAACCUCAGUAACCACAGCUCGAGCAAAGGACUUCAAAGGCGUACUGGUACAAGUGACCGGUUCCCAACACGGAGGAAAUAGUCCCUUUCAUUUUUAGGAGUGUUAAAAGUAGAGGCCCCGAAGUAAUAUUAAAGUUAUAUUUGGUCAGACCUCAUCUAGACUACGCUGUGGAGUUCUGGUACCCAUAUUGCAGCAAGGAUAUAGGUCUAUUAGAAUCGGUACAAAGAAGAAUGACUAAAAGGAUACAGGGGAUGAGGAGUAUUCCUUACGAAGCGAGAUUGAAGCUGUUAAAUUUGCAUUCUUGAGAGAGACGUAGGUUAAGAGGGGACCUGAUAGAUGUCUUUAAGUGGUAUAAAGGAUAUAACAGGGGGACGUAAGCAAGAUUUUUAUGAUCAGUAACUAGAAUAGAACAAGAAAUAACGGGUUUAAGCUUGAAAAAUUUAGGUUUAAAAAAAGAGAUAGGAAGAAACUGGUUCUCAAAUAGAUUGGUAGAUGAAUGGAACGGACUCAGUAAUCAUGUUGUUAGUGCUAAGUCAUUAGGAAGCUUUAAGAGAAGAUUAGACAGAUUUAUGGAUGGGGAUGAUAGGUGGAAAAAGGUAGGUAUGAUUCAUACAGGGAUUGCCACGUGUAGGCCUGAUGGCUUCUUGCAGCUUCCCUCAUUUUCUUGUUCUUUUGCUCUUAUGCCUCGCUGUUCGACACACACACACACACACACACACACAGCCUUAGAUAUACAGAGACGACCCUGAUGCGUGUCAUGUCUUCACGGCUUGUAACUCUGGUAGCUCCAUGUGACUUCUGACUUGAAUAUUAUUAUAACAAAAGUGAUGAAUGCUGUCAGGACUGCAUGGAAUGAGGCUUGAGUGGCACCAGCACACAGCCUGCCGUAGGUGACGCGCCGGCGAGGAAGGGCAGGAGCACAGCACCAGGCUUGGAGCUAACCUUCACUUCAUUCCCUUACUUAUAACGUUCCCCUCACUAGUGAAGCAAGACUGUCUCUGCUGCGUCAAUGAAAAGAGCCGUGGUCACGAUAUUGCUGAGCAUUUCGUCUUUAAAACUCAUACAUUUAACCCUUUUCCUGCUAAUGACAAGUGUACUCUUAUUUUAAGCAAUCCUAGGUAUUGUUACUUAUCAAAAAAUAAACUUUACUAGAUAUU